This is a messenger RNA of Schistocerca americana (American grasshopper), 1725 nucleotides long. RefSeq names its product ankyrin repeat and SOCS box protein 2-like. Lineage: Eukaryota; Metazoa; Arthropoda; Insecta; Orthoptera; Acrididae. The transcript has 6 exons. The coding region runs from base 1 to 1725 and encodes 574 amino acids. Gene Ontology annotation, molecular function: protein binding. The record is from RefSeq and is a predicted model, not a curated record.
AUGGAAUGCGUGGCUCACUGGCAACGGGAGUCGCUGAAAUGGGAAAAUAGAACAAAUAUGGAGGGUGACUGUGACGAGGACAGGGUGGCGGCGGUGGUGAGCACUGGGCAGCAGCGGCAGCAGCCGGCAGACAGAUGGCAAAGGCACCUCGAGAAUAGCCCAGGCGGCAUAAUCCUCCGAUAUGGAAGAUCAUCCACAAUGACAGAAAUUAAUGAGGUUCAAGAGACUGCAGCCGUGGACCUGGGUGACCUCUUAGAUGCUGGUGACAGAGCCGUGGUGAUACUAGCGGCAGGCACCACGCGGCUGGUGGCGCACGGGGCUGUGCUGGCAGCCAGGAGUCCUGUUUUCGCCGCCAUGUUCCAGCACGACACACUGGAGGCCAGCAGUGGACAGGUUGCCAUCCCCGACGUGGAGGGGCCUGUGAUGAGGCAGCUGCUGGCCUACUGCUACACACUGAGGGCCCCACAGCUGUCUGGCACGGCCCCCCAGCUGCUGGAAGCUUCUGAUAAGUACGGAUUGUCGGCCCUGAGGGAUCUGUGUGAGGAGCAGAUGGUCGCACAGCUAGCAAUCGAGAAUGCAGCAACCACAGGAGUCCUUGCAGUGAGACAUUCCUGCCCGAGACUCACUGCUGCCUCUGUCGCAUUCAUAAAGGCCCACAACUUCCAGAUCAUGGCCACACGGGGUUGGGCUGAUGCAGCGCGCACUCAUUCCGAAGACGUGAUAGAAUUAACUAAGCUGCUCGCUGAUCCACCACCAGGAACAAGUGCACCGCAGACUACGGAGGGAAGGCACUCCACGUGCACUCAGCGUCACAGCGACCACUGCCAGACCCCUGUUGCAGCUGUGCAGCGCAGUCCUCCACCUGAUGAUGCCACUGUGCGGAGUGUAGAUCGAGGUAUAGAGAAAGCGACCGACUCUGGGAAUGCUAAAGCAAUGUACGAUGGUAUUAAGAAAGCAAUUGGACCAACUGUCAGGAAAACAGCUCCUCUGAAGUCCAAGACGGGUGAAGUCAUUACUGAUGAAGGCAAACAAAUGGAACACUGGGUUGAACACUACCUCGAGUUGUAUGCAGCUGAGAAUGAAAUUAGCAAGGAUGCAUGUGACGCCAUCAAACAAAUGCCCGUUAUGGAAGAACUAGAUGCAAUGCCUACUAUGGAAGAACUUAGUAGAGAAAUAGAUUCUCUUGCUAAUGGAAAGGCCCCAGGUGAAGAUGGGAUCCCUGCAGAGGUUAUUAAGUAUAACAAGAACCUUUCCGAAGAAAACAGAGGCAGGAGGCUGAUCCAGGCGGCUAAUCGGGGUGCAGUGGAGGAACUGCGAGCUCUGUUAGCAGCAGGAGCGGAUGUGGGGGUGCAGGAUGCGGCCGGAGCGACUGCCCUCCACUGUGCGGCGAUGGGGGGACACGUGGAAGCGGUGCGAUUUCUGGUUGAGAAUGGGGCGCCGGUGGACGCUAGGUGCGGUAUACAGAACACACCACUGCACACGGCUGCAAGUUUUGGCCUCACCGCUGUAGUGCGGGUGCUAGCGGCUUUCUCUGCAGACCUCAAUGCCAGGAAUGUGGAUGGGUGGACGCCGCUGCACAGGGCGGCAUUCUUUGGCCACUCAGAGGUAGCAGUUGCGCUGCUGGAGGCGGGAGCCAAUAGGGCGGCAAGAAAUGACAGUGGGGCCACCCCCCUUCAUAUCGCCAGGAAGAAAAACCAUCAGGAACUGGUAGAAUUGCUAACAUGA